Molecule: messenger RNA, 15908 nt
Organism: Lagopus muta (rock ptarmigan)
Lineage: Eukaryota; Metazoa; Chordata; Aves; Galliformes; Phasianidae
Gene: ZNF704
Product: zinc finger protein 704
Exons: 9
Coding region: 8-1516 (502 amino acids)
Biological process (GO): regulation of transcription by RNA polymerase II
Cellular component (GO): nucleus
Molecular function (GO): DNA-binding transcription factor activity; RNA polymerase II cis-regulatory region sequence-specific DNA binding
Source: RefSeq, a predicted model, not a curated record
CUCCAGCAUGGGCAGCCGGCGGCUGAGCGCGGGGCCGGCGGCCGCGCAGGCGGACGGGGCUCGGCUCCCCAAGCCCGAGAGCGCCUGGAGGCCGCCCCGGCGGGAGGGCUCGGCCGCCGCGGUGGAGGAGGAGGACGAAGACGAGGACGUGGUGGUGGAGGUGGAAGAAGAGGAGGAGGAGGAGGAAGGCGGCUUGGGGAGCCCACCACCGGCGCUGAGCGCCCACGGCAAGGGCCCCCUCCGGGCGAGCCUCAAGGCAACCAGCAUCAAGCGUGAAAUGACCUUCCCUGCAUUUCAACAGGAGGAUGUAAAAACUGACAUCAGUCAAAAACUGCCAGACCAACAGUUUCUCCUGUUCACCACGAAGGAGGAAGAUCUAAAAACAGCAGAGACCAAAAAAACAAGCAGAGUUCAUGAAUAUGAAAAGGAAAACACUCGUUCUGUUUGUCUUCUGGAACAGAAGCGCAAGGUUGUUUCUUCAAACAUUGAUGUGCCUCCAGCAAGAAAAUCUCCGGAAGAAUUGGACAUGGAUAAAGUGACAGCAGCCAUGGUACUGACCAGUUUAUCCACCAGCCCUUUGGUUCGCAGCCCUCCCAUCCGGCCCAACGAAUCCCUAAACGGAUCUUGGAAAGAAGGAGGAUUUGUGCCUUCUAGUACCAGCAGCAGUGGAUACUGGAGCUGGAAUGCUCCCAGUGACCAGUCCAACCCAUCCACCCCAUCUCCACCUCUGUCAGCUGACAGCUUUAAAGCUUUUCGAACACCUUCCCAGCCAGAUGAUGGCAUUGAUGAAGCUGAAACAAGCAACCUUCUCUUUGAUGAACCCAUCCCUAGGAAGAGGAAGAACUCAAUGAAGGUGAUGUUCAAAUGCCUGUGGAAAAACUGUGGAAAGGUACUGAGCACAGCUGCAGGGAUUCAGAAACACAUACGGACCAUCCACCUCGGACGCGUAGGAGAAUCUGACUACAGUGACGGAGAGGAGGAUUUUUACUACACAGAAAUCAGGCUCAACACGGACUCAGUAGCUGAUGGCCUAAGCAGCCUUUCACCAGUCUCUCCAUCUUUAGCAUCUCCUCCUUCCUUUCCCACCCAAGACGCAAUCCGUCCUGAAACUUCCUGUGCCAAAACUGAGACUAAAUUGAUGACACCUCUGAGCCGCUCAGCUCCUACCAACCUCUACCUCGUACACACGGACCAUGCUUACCAGGCCACUCCUCCAGUGAACAUUCCAGGGUCAACUAAAUUCACUCCCAAUGGCAGUAGCUUUAGCAUCUCUUGGCAGUCGCCUCCAGUUACCUUCACCGGCAUCCCAGUCUCACCAACUCACAAUCGUCCUGCCGGGAGUGGAGAGCAGAAGCAGUCCCACACAGUUCUUUCAUCACCACCCAGAGUAGCGUUUGGAUUGAGGAAGCCAAGAGGGGAGGGGAAGAAGUGUCGGAAGGUCUAUGGGAUGGAGAACAGAGAUAUGUGGUGCACUGCCUGCCGGUGGAAGAAGGCCUGCCAGAGGUUCAUCGACUGAAGAGCAAAGUUAUGCAGAGGAUUUAGGGAUGGGGAAGGACAACGACAGGACCAGAUUGCUACACCUGCACUGUAUCACUUCCCGUUUCCCUCCAGUGAUGUGGUGUUGGGAUUUUUGUUUUAUUAUUUUUUGAUUUGUUGGUUGUUUUGGUUUUUUUUUUAACAAAGAGAGCUUUGUAUUUCCAAGUGAAGCACUUGUAGCCAAGGAGAAGCACUAAUUAAAACCUGUGUGGAGCAAUAGAGCAAAAAAAAGUAAAAAUAAAAAGCAAAACCAAGAACACACAACAAAAUUCUGUCUUACGAAGUAUUGACACCGGAGCAGCUAUCAGUGUUUUUCUGUGUUGGUUUUUAAAAAAAAAAAGGAAAAGUGAAUUCCUUGCUAACUCUCUGAACUAUUUGCUCCUUUGGGUUGUUUUUAACCAUUGCAGUCUCUUUGCUGCCAACAUCUGUAUUUGCUAAACUGGACAUUUUUUCUUUUCCUGAAACGAAGAUCUCUUUUUGAAAGCUUUCUAAUAAACACUUCAGAGUCAUAUAAGCUACAGUUUACUCAACAAAAGCUGUAACUAAGACUGGAGACUGCUAAAUAAUUCUCCUGAUACGAAUGAUCACGAUGAUAUUAUAUUUUUGGAAAGGGGCUGUGGGAAGGAGUUGGGAUUUUUGUUUGUUUCUUUCUAGGAGAAAAGAAAAGGCGGAAUUUUCCUGAAGGACAAACUGCUCCUGGAAGGCUUUUAAACCAUACACAGACCAGCAGAGUGGAAAGGAGUAACUCAUGUACCAAACUGGAUUUCGAGCCUUUGGAGGAAGAGAAGCAGCAAUGGACAGUCACCAGCACAUCCGUCACUGCCAAAGUGGAGGGAAGAAAUGCAAUGACGGUUGAUGGAAAUCCGUAAGAAUACAAUGGGGGUCCGCUGGCUUUUCUUACUGCUCUUCCUGUUCAUAGGGAGGAGCAGCAGCUGGACCAGCACACGCGUUGCUGCGGUAGGCCUGUAAAGAGCUGGGAGAUGCACUAGCAUUCCAUGUAGUACCUGUUCAGGGACACGAUCCAGUUCUGCCCUUGCUUCCUUUUCUCGUAUUUGAGAGAUGGUGAAGAUAAUGGUUUGCUCAGCUUUGGUUUUUUUUUCUACAUAUUAAAGUUGCUAAAAUUUAUUUUGCGCCAAAAAAAAACAAAAAAAAAAAAAAAAAAAAGGUAAAGAAAAUACUACAAAGUCAUCUCAGAAAAAGAAGUACAACAGCAAAGGAGCAACAUAUGUAUGGUAAAGGUUCGUUUCUUAGCUCGUUUUGAUAAACGAAGUAAUGGGUUUCUAUACUUGCAGAUGUUGGAAAGAUUGGAUACUUCCAUGUCUCUGUCCAUUAGGAAGUACACCUGAGUGUGGGAAGCUGUGUUCUGUCUCAACUUACAUGGAAUUGCCAUUAACUGACCAUUAUUUCAUGCAGAAAUAAAAUAAGGAUUUGCUAUGAUAUGAAUGUAUACCAGUAAAUGACACUUGUCUGUUAAACAAAGCAAGACACCUUAAGGGGGAAAAAGAAAAGCGAAACUUUGCUUCUUAUGGAGGCGUAGAGGCCCAACAUUUCUGGUUUUCUUUUCUUCAUACCAUUUGAAAUUAGACCAGAUUCUUUUGUUGUUAAUUAUUUAAUCUGCCUUCUCCUCUCUGAGAUAAGGGACUCUUGAUUAUCCUGACAGCUUUCUAAAAUCUGGUCCAGAGUUGACUUGAUAGCUUUAUUGAGCAUGCUCUGCUGCUUAUGCCUGUGUGAAAGCACAGAACAACAGUGCAGGCAUUGAGAACGUGCACUAGGAAUUGAGGAAAGCAGUACUGAGAGGUGAAGGAUAUAAUAGAAGCUACUGGAGGAUGUCAUCUGGGUUCUUUUUAAACAAGUUAAUUGGGCAAUCAGAUGCAUAAUUUGAGUGUGCUAUUUCUGCAGUUGUUUACAAAUUGUGUAAUUUACAUGCACAAGCAGCAAGAUAUGCUUGCAUGCACGCAAUUUCUUGCUUAUUUGCCUAUUGUGUUCUGUAAGUCAUUUAAGAAAACAACAGGAGGGAGGCUCAAAAACAUAGAUUGAAAUAUAUGCACGUAUGUAUGUGUGUAUCUAUGUAUAUGCACACAUACAUGUAUGUAUAUGUAAAAUCUGGACUCAGAAGGGAGGAGAAAGAUUGGGUAUCCAUAGCCACUGUUCUAACAUUGGUUUUUUCCCAGCAAAAUGUGGGUUUUCUCUGCAUGUUGUGUUGUUUUGGUUUUCUUAGUAAAACACCUCUGGGAAUUCAUAGCUCCAAAUUUCAUCUUUGAACACUUUGUGCAUUUCUGUAGUAAGGCUUACUAGACCUGGGUCUUUCAGAGAUGCUUCUGCUAAUUUGCCCCUAUUUUUACAAGCACUGCUAGACUGAUUAUAAGACAUCUCAUAAUUCAUUUGACUAUCGUAAGACCUUCAGUAUUUGCUUAUAUAUUUGUUCUUCCCCUCCUUUUGUGUUUUGCCUGUUUGCUUUGGAGAAUUUUGUAAAAAUAAUGUAUUAGAAUGUAUGUUAUUUUCUUAAUGUCAUGGCAUGAUGAGAACCUUUCCUGAGGGCACUUUAUGAAUUAUUGUAGUAAGAUUAUUCUUAAUAGAUUUCUGCACAGAAGAUGGGUGGUGUUGUCAGCACAGAUGGCUCUCUGGUACACAUUUCAUACAGAUUACGUAUAGGCACAAGAGCUGCGAGUCAUCAGGUGUGAUAGAGAAGUUUUGUUAAGCUGAGACUAGGAAAUGCUUCAGCCACCAUAAAUUCUGCCAGGACAGAGUUAAACAAUCUGUAUUUUCACACCAUUGGCAAUCAGCAGAGUUUUUAUUGAAUGAGUUUGGUAUCUUUAGGCUGUGGCAUUUCUGGUGCUGCAUCUCGCUUGUGGCCUAGGGUGGCACAGCCUUCGUCUGCCUGAGGCCAUCCCCCAGUGCUUCAGAUCUCAAGUUCAGGUUGAUGCCUGUCCUGGCAUUACCAGGCACCAUGCUUUGUGUCCAAGUUCUGCACAGUUCCUUUUAGAAAGAGUAAAAUCCUUUGUUCCCCAGGGAGGAACUGGCUUGAAAGGCAGCUCGAACCUUGGCUCAUUUCUCAUCAUUGGUACCCACCAUUUUCUGUAAUUUCUGUGUUUGUAGUUUUAUAGGCCUUCAUCUCUGACCUUCCAGAGAAGUCAGGAGGAGUGGCCAGAGUUUGUAAUGCGGUGUUUGUGUGCUGUGGGUGCUUGGGUGUGUGUGUACUUAUGGCAAGAGCUGGGAGCUCUCCCUGAGGUGUAAGGAUGGAAGGAUCUGUGUUAGCAGCGUAGCUAAAUACUGCUGUUGGUGCUGCUUGGAGAAACUGCCCGUGUCAGUGUCCCAGUGGCUAUCAGCAGCAUAGCUCCCACAUUUUUUCUUCAGCUCUCUUGCUUGCACAAAGCUACAUCCCGUGUCAUAGAAUCAUAGAAUGGCCUGGGUUGAAAAGAACCACAAUGAUCAUCCAGUUUCAAUGCCUUGCUGUCUGCAAGGUCGCCAACCAGCAGACCAGGCUGCCCAGAGCCACAUCCAGCCUGGCCUUGAGUGCCUCCAGGGAUUUUUUUUUCUCCGAGCUGAACAAGCCCAGUUCCCUCAGUCUUUCUUCACAGGAGAGAUAAAUGAUCCUAUUUAUUCCAUCCCUAAACAACAACAACAAAAAAAAUCUGGAAAAGAGGUAUUCUAAGAAAUGCAGUUUGAAAAUGUGAUUGUGUUCCACCUGCUUCUCUAUGAAACAGCAGCUACUGGACGUUACAAACUCCAGUCAUCAUCUUCAUAACAUUUGUUUCCAUCCUGAUGUGCCUGAUUCUCUAGUGCCUUGCACAAGUGUAAGGGGUUACACAAGAUGCAAAGUGAGCAAAAACUCUUCCACAAAGCAACGUGCAGCUUUGCACUUGCCUGUGAUCGAUACUGGUCAAGGCAUGAGCUGGACCUACAGGGCCUGUGUGAUUCAGCAGGGCAGAAGGCCAGUCCCUCGAGUUGCUUUGCCCACGUCAGUAGCCUGCUGUGAUCAUUAGCUGUCUGACAAUGCGUGGAUUCCUCACACCAUUCUGUCACCUGCAUCACUCUCUUCGUUCCUUCUCCCCUUCAGCAGGAUAACAGACAGGCAGACAGCAGAAGGCAAAGCCUUCUCAGAAAGUUCUUAGAGGACGUGCAUUUAAGAGCGGAUUCCAGCUCUGUCUUGUCUCAGACGUGGAUUUCCUUGCCCCAGAACACUGGUUUUCAUUUAUCCCCACCCGCAGGACAGGCUGUGGUUUCCUGUCAGUGCUAUGGGCUGGAAGCAGCUGGAGCCACCCAGCCCAGGAUGCAGGGCAGUCAGUCAUGGCUGUUAGCGUGGCAAUGCAAUGUGAUUCCUUCCAUCCUUCCUCUGUAAAUUUGUUGAAAAAUCACCUCAGAACACGGACAUGAAAUGCAAAGAUUGCUGGCUGUAUGUAGAGAUCCAGCAGGUUGCUAGAGAGGCUUGUUCCUGCUCAAAUUGAAGUCUUCUGUAGGGGCGUGCUCUCCUUUUCUUAAAAGCAUUUGAAUCAGGAUAUGUUUGUGAAGUCUCACCUUUAUCUUCUGUUUCCACAUUAUUGCAUCUUCCCUUAGGUGAUGGCACCGGAGUUGAGACCUGCACCAAGCAGUGGGUUCAACCUGUGCCUGACAGGGGUUAGCAGGCGGGUGGUUGGGGGCUGCUGGAAAGCAGCAAUGUGAGAUUUUGGGCUGCUGUACGCACAUGACAGCUUUAUGACACCCUUAGCAAAAUAAUUGGUAGCGCAUUAGCAAAAACCCGAGAACAAGGUCUGCUUCUGAUGGCACCAAGCAACAUUAAAUCCUUGUUGCUCCUAUUCUUGUUUGUAUUAGCAGCAAGAAUUCAUUUGAAAUGUAAGGGAAUGAUGAAUUCAUUGACAAGCCACUGUUCUGCUUUUAUAAUACAUCACUCCAAGAAUAUUUUUCCUUCAUUGUUAAUGGGAGAUACCUAAAAUGCCGUGAGAUAAAUGAAUUAAGCAAUGCCAAUACUACUUCAGCUUCUAAAUUACUUCGGACAGUACACAGUAUUCCACUGUCACAGUAGGGUUUCGAGAUGAAAUCCAAAUUCUUGAUGUGCGUCCUUGUAAGACAUGGUCUCUGAUGUGCUUACGUGUUCAUUUUUAACAUCUUUGCCAAUGGGAAAGGCCAUGAUUUCUAACUUGCAUUUAAAUCCAGUCCUGUUCAAAAAUUUAUGUUUGACCUCAGAGUCUUUAUGCUGCCACGUUAUACCCUGCGGCCAUUCGCAUACAGUGCGUAACGUGCAGGUAAACAGAACUUACUGAACUGUUUGUACACAAUGCCUUGGGAACGCUAGCAGAAAAAGAGAUGGUUAACACAGAUUUCCUCAGGGACCACAGGAAGGCUGCAAAGGCAGGAUGUAGCUUUAUUUGAGCGGUAGAUGGGUGAGAAUUUGAUUAUUUCUUUUUUGUAUUCUAGGCAGAUUUAAAGAGCAAUAUGUCGCUACUUGAAUCAUUAAACUUGGAAGAAAGCACUAAUUGGUGAACGUGAUCUCACUUAACACUAUCGCUUAUGAAGCUCUAAAUACAAAACAGACAUUUUAGCUGUUAGAAAAAUGUAGGAAAUGAGCUUGAACCGUAAUCUAAAUAUAGUACAAACCUAUACAUUUGUAUAAAUAUUUUAGAACAUGCUGUAAAUAUAAAGGGUUCUUGUUUAUAUGAUUGCUUGAUUGAAGCGUACUUUGUUUAUAAUUGAACUACUUCCUACCAAUUUAUUUCAACAAGCAAAAAAAAAAAGAACAUGCUAACAUUAAACCCCACAGGGUUUUUUGCAUUGCAGUAGGAAUGUGAGAAAAAAGAAACGUUGUAACUGUAUAUUUUACCAUAUGAAAGCAUUUCUGAGAUAGGUAAGAGGUGUCUAUUAUUUGCCAUCAAGUGGCAGGGAACUUACCUGAGCACAUCAGGAAGAAGUGUGUGAGCUGCAUGAAGGUGUUGUGUACAGUGCCACCCACCUGAAUUGUGGUGCACACAGCACUCCUGGAGGCACAGGGCUCUGAGGACAUCAGGAAAUAAGGAAGUUCACCUAAAACACGAGGAUAUUGUGCUUUUAAGACACAAAUGAUGUUGUCCCUGUGUAAUUUUCUAGUGCUAAAGAUCAUCAGUACUUUUACUGCAAUGGAAAUUGCAGCCUUAUUAGUAAGGUGCAAUACUUACGAAGGGCUAAACUGUGGAAACAAGUGGUGUGUGGAUACAUCACUGCCAAAUGUGCACUCCUGUAAAACUAGUUUCUUUAGCACUGGGAUGUAAGUACCUCUCUGAAAUUAUCAUGUUGGUAUGAUUUUGUAACCAUUGAUUGUAAGUUAUGAAACAGAGUUUGGGAUUUCAGAAGAACCAAAAGGAAGAGGGGAAGCUGUAAAUGACAUAGAAUAGUGGUACGUUGUCUUACUUGGCAGAAGUAGCUGUGACACCUUUACAAAGCUGUACACAUUCUGGAUUACUGAAAAAAAAAUAAUACCCUUGGUUACAAAAAUAGUUUAACCUGAAUGCAAUUUGGAAAUUGCAGUAAUGUCAAGAAAAUACCUUCUUCUGAGUAAAUUUUGCUUCAUUUCUUGCCUAUUAUUAUCAGGCUUUAUUUGCUCACAAUCAGUGCUCUGAUUGUGAAGAUAUUCCCCUACUAGCAAUACAUGGCUUGAAAUCAUGUUCAUUUGAAAGUACCUUUUGAAAUGGAGAGAUUUCUUCCUUUACUACCCCGUAUAAUAAUGAUUUGUGCUGUCUUGAGUAGAGAGUCCAUCAAGCAAAUAGAUUUGUACAAAAAGAUUACUUUGUAGUUCUGUUAUGGAAAGAAUGGGAAUGACCAAAUGGAAGGGCUGCUCACCUCGUUCCAGGAGAAUAUCUUCUCUCCAUCCGCACUGUGAGGUCCACAGAAUACAGGGUGCCCAGUGUGGUGCAUCCUGGGCUUUUGCUGUACACUAAAGACAUACUGCUGUUUUUCCAUUGCUUACUGCUUUUGUCAUCUUCUCAGAAUCCAUCUUUUAGUGAAAGAUUGGAACAGUUCCAUCUGCUGAACAGGAGGGGUUUGUUCUUUUCUUCUGACUUCCUCCAGUAAGGGGCCAGAGGACAAGCUGAGAUAGAGACAUCAGCAACAGACUUGAGCCUGGAGGGAAGACGUGAAACAAAAUUGCUCAGAGAAAGAAAGUAGAAGGAAUCUUGUGUGUUGGCUGUUUCUACAUAUGACUGAUGCCUGUGGCUCCAGAAUAAGGUCGCACAGAGGAAACCUUGUAGCACAAUCCUCAUUCAGAUGCUGAAGCACUUUUUCCUCCCUCGUCAUGCAAACAGUUCAGCAGGAAUUACUUCUAAUUAGUCUGAGGAGGAGAGGAAGAGCAGAAGGUGUUGUUGUAAGGAGGGCACCUUGUGAAGCCUGCGUGAACCCUGCCUGUAGCCAGGGUCCUGCACUGCAUCUCUCAUCCAGCAUGAGUCCAAAGCAGUCAGUUACAGAUGUCUCUUUUGAUUUCAUUUACAAGUCUGGUAAGACAUCUUGUUGCACAAUAAGAGCAAAAUGCACUGUAAGGAACUGAGCUUGAUGCAUUCUGUUUUUUUCUCAGGAGAGCUCUGUGGAUAACUUCAAUGACCAGGACUGCUCCUGUGGGUGGCAGCUCUAGAGAAGAGGCAGUGGAUUUUCCUCCAUGCGAUUGUUCCCACUGGCACUGGGACUUACAGACCUGUGUGUCUCCCCUUCUGAGUGCUGGAAAUGAGAAAUGUGCAAUCAGGCUUUGUGAGAGGGGUAGAUGUGUACCUAGAGAUGUGCUCACUGCUGCUAGGCCUUGGUGGCCUUUCCAGUGAUACCAGAGUGACUGUAGGUUGGAUGUGUCAUUUCGGGGUGGAUUUAAGAGCUGCUUAGCACGUGGUGUUCAGUGUGCCAUGCAUCCCACUACUGCCAGGCGUGGGAAGGAGGUUUCUCAGAGCAGGAUCUAAGAUGGCUGUCAGCUGUGGCCAGUCACGUAACCUGGGCCACCCGAUGGGAAGUCACCCCGUGCUCUGUAGAGAAAUUAAUGUUCUUCUUUUCAGAGAGUGAAAUGGGACUGCCCUGGUUUUGCCUAGCACUGCCAUUUCCUGCCUCAGCUGUGGGCUCAGUAGGGGCCUGGACACCAAACCCCUACAGCUGCACUGGCACCUGCUCACUCAGAGCUCCUGCAGUACUAUUAAAACAGCAUUGAUUUUGAUAUGAAAAUGAUUUUGAAGGGAAAGAAACAGGAGUUACAUCAAUAAUCCUAUAUCCCAUGAGCCAUAAUGUUAAGCGUGGCAUGAUUUUGCUAAGCAGAUACUGGAGGACUAAUGAACAUGAAGAGCAACCUGUGGGGACCUCAGUCCUGCCCUGACCACAGGUACACCCUGGAGCCAAGCUGAUGUUAUUUGGGUUAAAUGGGGAAGUGCUCUCUUUCUCUCUGUAGAUCUCUGGGCCACAGAGAAGCAGGAUACGUUUCUUGUCCUGGUAGUGGAACUUUCCUAAAUAGAAAGACCCAUCUCUUCUUGCAGAUUUUUGGUCUCUGGAGUACAGUGUCAGUAGGACGGUGGUGGGGAGUGCUGGGGCCUGGUGGGGAAGGGUUCAUGAUGUACUUGGAGAAGGAGAAAAUCAAUUGCACUAUGAUUAUUUACACUGUGUGAAAAAAAAGCAAUUAUACUUCCUAGUCAUCUGCUAUUUAUAUUUUAUAUUUUAGAAGUAUUUCUAGCUAUAAGUCUGUAGAAAAGCAAGAGCCCAGUUACCCGGUGUUAAUGAAUACAGAACUUCUCAUACACGCUGCUUGCAUAAGACAACAGUAUCCAUGCAUCCUUCUGUCUCUUUUCAGUCAUGAAAGGGAAGUACCUGCCUGCAUAUACUGGUUUUCCUUUGAGUCCUGUCAAAUAUUGUUUUAGAGAGUAUAAAGUAAAUUGAAGUUCCUUUUCUGCUUUAUUUUUAGAAUCAGAGCAUCUUCUCUUACAGUGUAAAUUUACUUUUGUGGAGCUCUAAUGUGCUCUGCAUUGCACUUUAUAUAUUUGUCACUUGUUGGGCCAUUUAUUUUUGAUAUACAAAACAAUAAAAUUUUUGUUACUCUAGUUUUACCUAGAAAAUAACCAUGAAACUAAGAUGUUUUUAUAAAAAUGCAAGUUCCAUAAAAUGUAGCAAAUGAACUAUUUAGAUUGGAAAUGUUUUUAAUGAUAGCGCUGAGAAAUAUUAUAGCCUCUGAAAUGAUUUACUAUUUAGGAAAUUCAAUAUAUUUAUGGAUAAAAUGAGUAUCAUAAUAUGAGUAUCCACUGGAGUAUCAGUCAAUGGAGUAUGAAUUAAACAGGAGACAAAGCUGGAGCCGUUGGAUUUGCUCAUAUAAAAGACUUGUAUUAGUUCAACUGAGAUGAGCCUGAGAUGGCCCUUGGCUCUGCAGGGCUGCACUCAUGCCAGUAUGACUGACUACCAUAAGAAGCCAAGAUGCUGUUUCUGCUUGUUUUUUUCUGGCUUUAUCCCCUCCAGCUUGGGGAACCAGCGUCCUAAAGACAAUCUUCUUGUUCCUAAGUGCACUAAUGAAGAACUCGUCUUCCCCAGAAUUUUGUUGUCAAGCAUGGGACCCUGACACUGUCCACAUGUAGGUUAAUAUGAGUGCCAGUUUCACUGCUUUAAAUGGAAACCAAUUUCUCUGCCGCUGCACAGAAUCUCUUGAAAUUUUGUGGAGUAUGCUGAAAGAAAAAGACAUUUGCACUUUGUCCAAACUGCGUUUGCUCCAAAUCACAGCUGGUACUGUGUGUUCCUGCGGCACCCAUCCUGCUGUGAUGCCCCCUCCUUCACGUGGUGAAGCACUCUCCCUAGCUGUACACACAGGUUCUCUGUGGAGAGAUGGAAAUCCCCGUGAAAGCUCCUUGUCAGCCAUGCAGCAGAGUCCCUAUCCCUCUUCAGAGCCUUCAGACGCUCUGCUUUCUCAUUUCUGCACCCAUAGGUGCCAGCAGAAGUGAAUGGCUCAACCUCACAGUGUGAAGACAGUCCCAGCUUGAGUUGCGAAUGCAUCACCUUGCCGUUGUUUCACACAGCCUCACCUUCACCUACAAAAGAUAAGCAGGGCCAAGGGACUCUGACGGAUGGUGGUUCUUCAGGCAGCGCACACAGCUCUGCUGCCCAGCUGCUUUCUGCAUUCUUGGAUGUGCUUGAAGGAAAGUUGAAAAGAGAGGAGACUUUUGCAAGUAGCUGAUACUGGCAAUCUCAUUUGAUCCUGCCAGUCUGAGGCAGUGGCACAGAUGUAGGUUCUUCCACUGCUGGCUGCUUGUACAUGGCUAAACAUCAGCCAGCACACACUGUUUCUUAAGCUGAAACCCCUCUCAGAACAGGAAAAUGCCACCAUGAAGACCUUUGUUAUCUCCCUCCCUGCCUUCUUGUUGCACUGGCAGCAGGAGAAAAGUGCAGAAAUCAUAGGAAUCUGGCCAUAACUCAUCCAAAUGCCUUUGCACUGCCACAGGCAUUAGAUGAAAAACUCGGGGCAUCCAAAAUUUCUCUAGGAAUUUUGCUGUUACUUUCUUGGGGAAAAAAAGGAUUUAAAGUCUUUGGGUCCACAUCUGAGUUGAUUUUGCAUGCUGAAUCAAGAGCACUUCCAACAAGCUUCAGAUACGUAGGCAGUUAUCCGUAGUACAAGUGAUGCUACUCAGACGUUUUGAUUCUUUUUCUUAAAACAUUUGUGCAAUUAGCAAUGUGCAUAUUAGCAUCUUUAAAUCUAUGAAGAAAAUAACUUUAAAUAUUUUUUAAAAGCAUGUGCUUUCACUUGAAACGUGAAAGAAGACUACUGAAAGAAUGUAGUUUGCUAAGCACUGGCUCCUGAGUUUGUUAAUGCACUAAACUGGCAUUCAACAGAGUAACUUCUUCUAAGUAAUAAUUUCUUCUCGAAUUAUUUGAAUAAUUCAGGAGAUGAACAGUUUGUUUUUGGUCGCUGGGUUUUAGAAAGAAGAAAUCUCGUCCUGCUGCACUUUUAAAAUUCAGUAUUUGUAUGGGAAAAAAAAUCUUGUUGCUUUUCCAUUUCCAACUGAAUGAUCGGCUCAAAUAAGGAUCUAAAUCAUCUCGUAACGUUUUUCUAAAGUAAAAACUAAGAACAUGAAAAACCGUGAACGUGAGGAAUGGUGCACAAAGUCGUUAACUAUGUUCAGAAUUCUGAUUGGUGAAAGUCUUUGUUAAAAUUACAUUGUGUUGCACAUCACCCUGAUACAGGGAGAAAACAAUUUUUCUUCUGAAAGAAAGAAAGAAGAGGGAAAAGGACAAAUGGAAAACAAGAUUAAAUGACAUCAGUUAAACCCAGGUUUCCUGCUUGUUUUUAGGUCAAUCCCUCCCAUUCUAUCACUGUUGUGGGAUGCUCAGGACAACAGACAUUCCUCACGGGAAGCAGCUCGGCUCCAAAGUGGGAAAUCAAAGCUGUGAGCAAAUUUGUAGAGUUUUCAAACUAUUAGCUAUUGCCAAAAAAAAGCAUCAAAGCACUACUUGCUACUGAACGGGAAUUUUGGUGUUUCAAAGGAAUCACUUUUUAAUCCAGAUCAUUGCUGUAUUUACAAACAGAUUUCUGUCGGUCUACUUGCUUGUCUCUUAGGGCUAUGUAUGUCCACACCUCAGAGCAGGGCACACUAAUACUCAGAUGGCCACAACCGAACUGGAAUCUCUCGCAAUUCCCAGUUACGUUACACAUUUUUUGAAGAAACAGCAAUCUUUGACUGAAAAACUACUGAAAACCAUCUCAAAAUAAGGCAACAAGAAAAAGAAACAGCUUUAUUUGGGAAACACCACUGAGUUCCCAUCAAUCCAUAAGAUGCGUGCUUAGUUGCCCUCCUGUAGCUUUGUCAGAUCGCAUUUCUGUUGAAGGCAGGCGGUGAUUAAACUACAUAGCAAAGAGACUUCCUUUGAUCUAUGUAAAUGAAUGUAUAUGUAUAAACUAUGCAUUUUCAUCCAGCUGCAAACUGUAUCUCUAAGCAGUUAAAUCUAGCCUUUUCCUCAAUGUUAGCAACUCCCAAACUCCAGGAAAAGAAGGUGCUCCUCAUCUUUUUUAGCAUAUAAUUCUCUCCUGUCUUGCUUCUGUGCUUUACAAAGGCAAGAUGUGUCAGGGGAGAGCUGUGAGGCCCAAGGAGCACCAAGCAGGGCCAUGGCUGAAGCUGGAACCUGUGACCGAGACCAGGCUGGGCCCAGCAUGGUUGAGCAGAGGGCUGUGGCUGCUGCUCCAGCUCCAGCACGUCUUCCACAGUCGGGCAGCGGAGCGGGAUCAGCAGCUGCUGCCUCACACAGGGUCAGUGGGAGUCUGCAGCAGUGCUGGAAGAAGCUAUGCCUAGGAGGAGGCCACUGCAGACUGGGUUUACAGCCCUCGCUGUCCCCCUGUGAGAGCUUUUCUGGCCACCACAGCCCCAGGUCUGUCCUUACCUGUCCAUGUCACACAGCACCCAGGAGCCUCCUCUGACUGCAGGUGUAUGGCAGCGCUUGCAGUGGGCAGUUCUUCACUGUGAGCACUGCUGUGGCUUCAGGAGAGGAAGGGUCAGGCCCUGGUCUGAGUGUAUCCCUGCUAGAAGGAAUUAGGAGAAGUUGAAAACGGAGUCUUGUUCCUAAUAAAAUGAAGGAAAAAGGUGCUGCAUGCAAUGUUAUUACUUCCAUUUCAGGUUGUUGCUGUAAUAGUCAUCAGCCCGGUCUGGUCAGUGAAUUAAGUGUGUUUCUUAUGGCUUAUCUUGCAGGAAGAAAGACCAAAAAAUAAAAUAAAUAAAUAAAAAAUAAAAUCCUUCUCUCAUAUGCAACCUAUUCAAGUAUUUGAUACUAGUAUGGCAGCAGUGGUAUUUUUAUCUAUCCAGAGAUGUGCAUUCAUUUAGGUUAUGCUCGAUUGAGAAAUAUUUUUGCAGUACGUAUUUGUAUUUGAUGGGCUGCGGCCCUUCAUUUUAUAUUCUUUACAAGAAUUAGCACGGAAAUGAUGCUUCCCCAUUUAUUGAGCUACCUGACCAUCCCAGCUGUCUGCAUACGAAGUAUUUCCAGAACUUUGGAGGAUUUGGGAUUUUGGUUUGGUUUAAACACUGUCCUUCUUUAAAAAAACAAAACAAAACAAAAAAUAAUAAAAAAAAAAAUUAAAAAAAAAAAAAAAAAAAAAAGCAGUGCUCAAUAGAAAAGCAUAUUCCUUACCAGGGCUCCUGCAACGUGAUGCAGAGAACCCAGUGACACGAUGCAAAUGCUUGAGGCCAGGUCUCCGCGGGUUCUCAGCAGCCACAGCUCCCAUGGCUGCAGCACGUCCACCAGCAGAGGAGCUGCCCCCAGGAGGGGCACGUGGAGCUGCGGGGUGCUCAGCGUGCUGCGGGGGCUCUGUGGAGCUGGCACAUCCUCCUGCCAGGACGUGGCCUGUAACAGCAACAGAAGGACACUGCUGCAUCUCUCUGCAACCCGGGAUGUCCUGCAGGUCUGCUGCGGCUCCAGCUGCAGUCCCUCAGCUCAGAACUCUGAGCGCAGCACUCGGGCUUUGGCAUCACUUAUGAUCACAAAGGUAACUUUUUAAAUGAGAAAGAGCUUCCAACUCUGGCACUAAUGGAAAUACUGAAUACUUUUAACAUAUAUAUAUAUACAUAAUAUAUAUAUUUGGAAAGUAUUUGAAAAGAAAAAAAAAAAGUGUGGUUUUUUUUUAUACAACUUUUAGCCAAAUAGAAGCAUUCUGAUUAUUACUUCUGUGGACAGCUGUCCACCUGUAAAUAAGUUCCUAUGUUCAGGUACCUGAACUUGGAGAAAAAAAUAAUAAAGACUGUUCAGUGGCUAUGCGCUUUGCUAGCUCUUGCUUCCUUUGUACAUAAGAGGUAACUGUUUAAAUGUUGGGUGGGGUUCUUUUUUAAUUUAACUGCUGUUCCUCUAAAGAAAGAAGAAGAAAAAAAAUCUUUUGACUUUGUUUUCUCUUUUCUGAGUCAAUACAAAGAUUUUGUAACUUUUUACUGCAGAAAUGGAUAAAUCCGUGGUGCUAUGUGAAUCUGAGAGUCAAACUGGCCAUAGCAGACACACAAGUUAGGUUGCACUUUUCCUGUGGCACACGAUGUAUUUUCUCAGAAUGGACUUUCAAAGGACCAUCAGAUGUUUACAUUUCUUCUUGUUGCCCCAAAUCGUUUUGGAUAUAGAAAUAACCUCCAAAAAUAGAGAAAGACGCGAUGCGUUACCGAUGUGAUGAAUCCUUACACCUAGGUAUCUACAACAGUUUGUACAAAUACCAUUUUAGAGAUAGUUGAAAUAUUGGGCUUUCAUACUUUGUAAUGCUUGGAUGUGACAAUAAAUAUGCUGUUGCUAUCUAUCUAGUCUAACCUCAUUGUAGGCCUGUAAUUUCCUGUUUAUGGUUAUGUCAUGAAUUGCACUGGCUUGACUUCAGCCAAAUACUGACUGUUCAGCUGAAAUAUUCCGACUGUUAUGAUGUCCACAGAACAUUAAUUAAAUGCACUUGUAACCGA